AUGGAGUUGUUGAAAGUAAUAGCGACUUUAGGGUUGAUUGGUGCUUGUAAUUCAGAAAAAAGCAUCAGACAAAGAAGAACAAUAAUUUUCCCGCCAACUAGUCUUUAUGGCGUAUUCGUAGCUAUAGCCGUGCCGCUAGAUAUCCCGGACAAGAACGUGUUUGUCUCAUACAACUUCGAGGCCAACUACAGUGAAGUCACAAACAUAACGCAAAUUGAUGAAGUCCUGUUUCCUAACCUGCCAAUCAUCAGCUCUCGACAGACGCGCAGUGUGACAAGAGAACUCGCUUAUACAAUGUUAGAAAACAGAUUUCAAGAGUACGGAAUGAAAGGGCGGGAAUGCAUGCUCAGGAACAUAUGCGAAGCCGCAGAGACGCCGCUUCACCACAACGGGCUGCUGGGCCACGUCAUGCACAUUAUAUUCACGCCCUCAUCAUCUCGCGAGGAAGGCAUAGACGACGAAUAUUACGAGGCCGAAGCAAAUGGUCACAACAGGAACUGUGAUAUGUACCUAGACGACUGUCCUUACAGCUUGUUCGACGUUAUAACCCGACUGGUUGAAAUACGACAUUCUUAACGAACGGCUGCUUGAUUUAU
Amyelois transitella is the source of this 596-nucleotide messenger RNA. RefSeq lists its product as uncharacterized. Bases 1 to 576 code for a protein of 191 amino acids. The transcript is spliced from 6 exons. NCBI's taxonomy places the organism in Eukaryota, Metazoa, Arthropoda, Insecta, Lepidoptera, Pyralidae. The record is from RefSeq and is a predicted model, not a curated record.